Molecule: messenger RNA, 663 nt
Organism: Prunus armeniaca (apricot)
Lineage: Eukaryota; Viridiplantae; Streptophyta; Magnoliopsida; Rosales; Rosaceae
Source: the annotation of a GenBank genome assembly
AUGCCCUCGCAAAAGGGCUUCUGUUUUGUAGUGCCUGCUGAGUGUAUGCAGCAGUUACCGGAGACAGUUAGGCGUCAUAGAGUCAAUGUCGAUGGCAAUGUCUGUACUGUCAUGGUAACCACUUUGGUUCUUGUGGGAUGGCAGCGGAAACUUGAUCCCAGGAUCGAUGGAGAUUUAAAUUUUCCUGAUAACUAUGCUCCAUUUACAUUUCAUGAAGGCUUGCUUUCCAGUAAGCAAGGUGCCUACAUUGCAGAGUCUAUCGCUGCUAAGAACAUGAAACAAGCGAAGAGCCGUUUUCGGAUGUAUGAGGAUGCCACAGAUCAUGGUGGUUCUAAUCAUUCUGCAAAAGUAGAGCCAGCCAAUGGUUGUACUGGUGAAAGGGAAACUGGGAAGUCUGCAAAGAAACUUGAUAAAGGAAGGACUGCAAAAGAGGAGGCAUCCAAACGUGAGAAGUAUAGCCGAUCAGCUUUAAAUACAAUAUUUUACCAUUAUAGCCGCAAGGCACGACUCCGUUCGGCUAUACUCUUUAAAUAUUAUUCAAACGAACACGAAGCUUGCACUCGCAGUGGACGGAACUUUCUCUCGCAGUCACUGCUUCGUCCUCCGGGUUCGGCGCCGAAAAAAGACCCAACCUGCCUAGGCGCCCGCCUAGCUACUACCUAG